AUGGAGCGAGUCGGACCCAACCACUACAAGUUCAGCGUCGCUGGCACUGGCUCCGCGAAGAAGCUCCGUGAGCAGUUGAAGAAGGAGGCCGAUAGGGAGUGGAAGGAGAAGCAGGAAAAGAAGCAGCAAGCAGGCUCCUCAAAGGAUGCCAACGGCACCAGUCAAGACGAGAGUGAACGCAACUUCAUCCUGGAGCAGGCAGCAUCAGUUCGUAUCAAUGAGGAGAGACGACUCAUAAAACAGUGA
Emericellopsis cladophorae is the source of this 246-nucleotide messenger RNA. RefSeq lists its product as uncharacterized. The transcript has 2 exons. Lineage: Eukaryota; Fungi; Ascomycota; Sordariomycetes; Hypocreales; Bionectriaceae. Bases 1 to 246 code for a protein of 81 amino acids. The record is from RefSeq and is a predicted model, not a curated record.